Lagopus leucura (white-tailed ptarmigan) is the source of this 5614-nucleotide messenger RNA. It is a transcript of the gene SALL1, whose product is annotated as spalt like transcription factor 1. Gene Ontology annotation, cellular component: nucleus. The record is from RefSeq and is a predicted model, not a curated record. Gene Ontology annotation, molecular function: DNA-binding transcription factor activity, RNA polymerase II-specific; RNA polymerase II cis-regulatory region sequence-specific DNA binding. Bases 379 to 4305 code for a protein of 1308 amino acids. NCBI's taxonomy places the organism in Eukaryota, Metazoa, Chordata, Aves, Galliformes, Phasianidae. The transcript is spliced from 3 exons. Gene Ontology annotation, biological process: regulation of transcription by RNA polymerase II.
GCGCGGCGCGGCCCCAGCUGGUUGCUAAGAGGGUUAAACUGUAUCCAAACAGCUUUGGGGAAAUCCAGCCCCUUCUCCCGCCGCAUGGAUCGACUCAUUGGGUGGGAGCGGCGGAGAGACAAGGGUCUCCAGCAAAUCAGCGCUUAAUUGAUUAAGGCGAGCUGGUUUGAAUAGAGCUGGCCAUGUGCCAAUCGCCUUUCAAAGAGCCCCUCUAUGAUUAAUCGCAAUGCAUUAUUGAUAAUCAUAAUUAUAGCAGGACACAUGCGCGGUGCGCGGAGGACCGGGGAGGCUGGGGGGGGGGAGGCUCGAUUUCCGUAAUUUUGAGAAGAUUUUUUUUUAGUAAUUUUUUAUUCUGCCCCAGCUGAUGUUUGAGCCAGCAUGUCGCGGAGGAAGCAGGCGAAGCCUCAGCAUUUCCAAUCCGACCCCGAUCUGGCCUCGUUAUCCCAGCGAAAUGGAGACACAGAAAAGGGUCAAGGAAAUCGAACCACUAAGAAUAAGGAUGCCCAUGUCUGUGGCAGGUGCUGUGCUGAGUUCUUUGAAUUAUCAGAUCUCCUGCAACACAAGAAGAACUGUACUAAAAAUCAAUUAGUUUUAAUUGUGAAUGAAAAUCCAGCUUCUCCUCCUGAAACCUUCCCUCCUAGUUCCCCGUCUGAUAAUCCUGAUGAACAGAUGAAUGACACAGUUAAUAACACAGAUCAAGUAGACUGCAGUGACCUUUCAGAGCAUAACAAACUUGACAAGGAAGAAUCCAUGGAUGUGGAGGCUUCCAGCAUUAACAAUAGCAGUAGCAGUUCCAAGAGUGUCAACAAUAGUAUUACAAGCAGUAACAGCUCCACAAUGGGUACCUCAUCUGUAACAACCUCUCUACCUCACAUAGGGGAUCUGACGACGUUAGGCAACUUCUCAGUAAUAAACAGUAACGUAAUAAUUGAAAAUCUUCAGAGUACUAAAGUGGCAGUAGCACAGUUCUCGCAGGAAGCAAGGUGUAACGGUGCGUCAAACAACAAGCUUGCUGUACCUGCCCUGAUGGAGCAACUGUUGGCUUUACAGCAGCAGCAGAUCCACCAGUUGCAACUGAUUGAACAAAUUCGUCACCAAAUAUUAUUGUUGGCUUCCCAAAAUACGGACAUGCCAACAUCUUCUAGCCCGUCUCAAGGUACUUUACGAACAUCUGCCAACCCCUUGUCCACGUUAAGUUCCCAUUUAUCCCAGCAGCUGGCUGCAGCAGCUGGAUUAGCACAAAGCCUUGCUAGUCAAUCUGCCAGCAUCAGUGGUGUGAAACAGCUACCCCCUAUACAGCUACCUCAGAGCAACCCUGGCAGCACUCUAAUUCCAUCCAGCAGUGGCUCUUCUCCAAAUAUUAACAUACUGGCAGCAGCAGUUACAACACCGUCCUCAGAAAAAGUGGCUUCGAGUAUUGGUGGCUCACAGCUCAGCAACCCACCAGUAUCAGCAUCAUCUUCACCAGCUUUUGCAAUAAGCAGUUUAUUAAGUCCUGCAUCUAAUCCACUUCUACCUCAGCCCACCCCUAGUAACUCUAUUUUCUCCAGCCCCUUGUCCAAUAUCGGAACACCUGCAGAGGAUUUAAACUCCUUGACUGCCUUGGCACAGCAAAGAAAAAGCAAGCCACCAAAUGUAACUGCUUUUGAAGCAAAAAGUAAUUCAGACGAGGCGUUCUUUAAGCAUAAAUGCAGGUUCUGUGCUAAAGUGUUUGGGAGUGACAGUGCCUUGCAGAUUCAUUUACGUUCUCACACUGGCGAGAGGCCAUUUAAAUGCAACAUAUGUGGAAACAGGUUCUCCACAAAGGGAAAUUUAAAAGUCCACUUUCAGCGGCAUAAAGAAAAAUACCCUCACAUUCAGAUGAAUCCAUACCCAGUGCCAGAGCAUUUGGACAAUAUUCCUACAAGCACGGGUAUUCCUUAUGGGAUGUCUAUACCGCCAGAGAAGCCUGUCACCAGCUGGCUGGACAGCAAACCAGUCCUCUCCACGCUCACCACUUCUGUGGGGCUGCCACUCCCGCCAACGAUACCAAGCUUGACCCCAUUCAUCAAAACUGAGGAGCCUCAGCCGAUUCCCAUUAGCCAUCCCUCUGCCAGCCCUCCCUGCUCUGUCAAGAGUGACUCGGGAACCGCUGACCCCACAUCAAAAAUUUCCAAUGGACUUUCUGAUGAGGUAGAGGCUGGUGCUUUGCCUACCUCAAACGGCAAAAUGGAAGAAAACCCUCAAAAUUCAAACUCCGUUGCUAACAUGAGCAGCUCUGUAAGUUCACCGGCAGCAGACUCAGGCUCUGGCAGCAUCGCCACUUUUACAAAUCCACUGAUGCCUCUAAUGUCAGAGCAAUUCAAGGCAAAGUUUCCAUUUGGAGGACUGUUGGAUUCGACGCCAGCGUCUGAAACGUCAAAACUGCAGCAACUGGUAGAAAACAUCGACAAAAAGGCAACCGAUCCCAACGAGUGUAUCAUUUGCCACCGAGUUCUCAGUUGCCAGAGCGCACUGAAAAUGCAUUAUCGCACCCAUACCGGUGAGCGGCCAUUUAAAUGUAAAAUCUGUGGACGCGCUUUCACUACUAAAGGCAACUUAAAGACUCAUUACAGCGUCCACCGUGCCAUGCCCCCCCUGAGAGUACAACAUUCAUGCCCGAUCUGCCAGAAGAAAUUCACCAAUGCCGUUGUGCUUCAGCAGCACAUCCGGAUGCACAUGGGAGGGCAGAUCCCAAACACCCCGGUCACCGAAAACUAUCCCGAGUCAAUGGAAUCUGAUACAGGAUCUUUUGAUGAUAAGAAUUUUGAUGAUUUAGACAACUUCUCAGAUGAGAACAUGGAAGACUGUCCUGACAGCAGUGUGCCAGAUACUCCGAAAUCUGCAGAUGCAUCACAAGACAGCUUGUCUUCUUCCCCUCUGCCCCUGGAAAUGUCAAGUAUUGCUGCUUUGGAGAAUCAGAUGAAGAUGAUCAAUGCAGGACUUGCGGAACAACUUCAGGCAAGCUUGAAGUCAGUAGAAAAUGGGUCAGUGGAAGGGGAUGUUUUGACUAACGAUUCGUCGUCUGUUGGUGGUGACAUGGAAAGCCAAAGUGCUGGAAGCCCUGCUGUCUCGGAGUCUACCUCUUCCAUGCAGGCCUUGUCCCCAUCCAACAGCACUAAUGAUUACCACAAGUCACCAAGUAUCGAAGAGAAACCAGUAAGAGCUUUACCAAGUGAGUUUGCCAAUGGUUUGUCUCCAACCCCUGCAAACAGUGGUGCUUUGGACUUGACAUCUAGUAACACUGAUAAAAUGAUUAAAGAAGAGUCUCUGAGUAUGCUCUUUCCUUUCAGAGAUAGAGGUAAAUUUAAAAACACCGCAUGUGACAUUUGUGGCAAAACAUUCGCUUGUCAGAGUGCCUUGGACAUUCAUUACAGAAGUCAUACCAAAGAGAGACCAUUUAUUUGCACAGUUUGCAAUCGUGGCUUUUCCACAAAGGGUAAUUUGAAGCAACAUAUGUUGACACAUCAAAUGCGAGAUCUACCAUCACAACUUUUUGAGCCCAAUUCCAGUAUCGGUCCUAAUCCGAACUCUUCGGUUAUGCCUGCUAAUUCACUGUCAUCGCUCAUAAAGACGGAGGUUAACGGCUUCGUGCACAGCUCCCCUCAGGACGGCAAAGAAACACCCUCUGCUCUGGCUGCUUCGGGGCCGCUGUCCUCUGCCACGUCCCCUGUCCUGCUGCCUGCUCUCCCCAGAAGAACCCCCAAACAGCACUACUGCAACACGUGUGGGAAAACGUUUUCCUCCUCCAGCGCUCUGCAGAUCCACGAAAGGACGCACACUGGUGAGAAACCUUUUGCCUGCACUAUAUGUGGAAGAGCAUUCACAACAAAAGGCAAUCUGAAGGUUCACAUGGGCACUCACAUGUGGAACAGCACUCCCGCAAGGCGAGGCAGACGACUUUCCGUCGAUGGCCCCAUGACGUUCCUAGGAGGCAAUCCUGUGAAGUUCCCGGAAAUGUUCCAGAAGGAUUUGGCUGCGCGGUCAGGGAACGGAGACCCGUCCAGCUUCUGGAACCAGUACGCAGCAGCGCUCUCCAAUGGCUUGGCCAUGAAGACCAACGAGAUCUCCGUCAUCCAGAACGGCGGCAUCCCUCCGCCGCCGGGGGGCCUGGGCAACGGGGGCAGCUCGCCCAUCAGCGGCCUGACGGGCAGCCUGGAGAAGCUCCCGAGUUCGGAACCCAACGCACCUCUAGCUGGUCUGGAGAAAAUGGCAAGCAAUGAGAACGGGACAAACUUCCGCUUUACGCGUUUCGUGGAAGACAACAAAGAAAUUGUAACGAAUUAGUAAAAACUAUACGUAACAUUCCUGCAAAUAGUGCAACCUAGGGUUGCUUUUUUCAAACUGCAAGCUACAACAUUACAGAGACUUUCUUUUUUUUUUUUUUUUUGUACCAUGUUCUACUUCUAGAGUUCUAAGAGAGCUUAUUUAUUAGCGAUAUAACCUUGCUUUGCAAACAAAUGCAAGCAUUAACUUUGGUCUCCUGUAUUUUGAACUAAAUACUAAUCGACUAGAGUGCUGUAAAGUUGCUGUAACAUUUAUGGCAGUUGCGAGUCUGUUCUGCUAGGUGAUCUUAUUCUGGCAUUAACUUAUUUUCUAUACCCAGUUUAACAUGAACUCUGGUAUUGAUGCAAUGCCUCAGUGAUGCAUUAGAUCUCUAAUAAAAGUCUGUAUAUAAAUGUACACUUUGAUCCUGCUGGAAAUUUUAUCAGCAAAACACAUUGUUUAAUUUUUCCAAACAGAAUUAAGAAAAGGACUGAAAGGAUAUAGACUGAACAGUGUGGGUCCUUUACACAGCUCAGUUUUUGAUUUUUAUUAUAAAAUUAAAACUGCUUUAAUUUUUGUAGGUUUAACAUUUUCCGUUUUGAACUGUUAUUUGUAUUGUGCUUUUUACUUGAGUCGUCUUAAAUGUUAAUACAUUUCUGUACAGUAAUAAGCACGCAGAUUAUUAGAGGAGAUACUGAAGUGUUGUUUUGGUAGUUGAAACUGAGACGUAACAUUUUGCCUUGUAGGUAUAUCCAUUAUAGAAGAUGUGCUGGACUUUCACAAUGCUGCUAAGUAUAGCAUCUUGAACAACUCUCGUGGACAACUGUAGAUGCUCCUGUAUAUACAAUAAGACAUCACUUUCAUUAAAAUGUAUAUACGUUCCUUACAAGACCAAGCCCUACUCCUUGACUAAGGGAACAAGUAUAGUGUCUGUUUAUUUUGUAUUAGGUAUGGGGGCAGGGGGAACCUUGGACUGUUACAUGCACUUUCUCGGAAAGUUGAAAGGAAAAAAGAGGUCCAGUUUCUUUAACAUUUAAUACUUACUAACAGCAGAGAUACUGUAAUUUUACUCGAGUAAUCAAAUACAUUUUUGCAACAGAUAAAAAUUGCUGUCUCUGUGUUUUUAAAGUGUACCUGUAUUUGGUAAUCAUUUUGAAUGUAUUACUUAGCCUUUCCCUCGGUUAACACGAACUGUCCAGGUUGUACGUGUGUGUUUAUAUUUGUAAGUAUGGAUAUACAUAUGUGCUGCAUAUUAAUUGCUGGUAUAUUUUUCAUACUCCCUAAUAGUGGGGACUUUCUCCUUAAUUAAUCAAGUAGCCUUCUCAUCAAA